GGUGUUUGCACAGUCUGUCGUCAUACAGCCCCACACCAUCCAUCCCUACACACCACAUCUCUGCACGCCUCCAGUCUCACUCAUCACACAGACUCUAUAGACUCUACAUCGGCGGAUCGAAAUCGUGUCAGACGCACGGACCAUAUGCACCGCCGCAUCCGUGCAGCGCCGCCACUCAUCCGCUCACACGUACAUAUACUCUAUCCGCUGGAUCGUCCCGCGGCACUUGGCGCACUGCCGCUCGGCAGCAGGCAGGGCUAUCACCUGCUGGGCGCACGCCGCACACAUGUACAAAUGCCUCUGACACACACAAACACAAACACACACACACACACACAGAGGACGCACAAUGAACAUGGAAGGACGGCAGAUCCUUCGCUACUCUCUCAGGCCGGUCGAUUGACUUACACAUGGGAAGACGGCGACCGACUUGUCGGCAUCCAAACACACCGCACACUUGGUCGCUUCCUCUAACCUGCACACACACAACCCACAACAAAGGAAACAGGAAGGCAUGUGAGAGCCCACGUCUGCAGCUGAUGUGCAUCGGAAUACCUUUCCUUGAGUUCGUCCUUCUCCUUGCUGACGGCCCUCAGCCUCUCCUCGGCCUCGUCCAGGGCGCUCUGCACCGCCUCUUCGACCUCUCCGAAGUUCCCACGAUCAGCAGUGUGGAGUGGGGCUGACGGUGGUGGCGGUGGUGGUGCAGGGGCCGCAGACGGGAAGAAAGGCGGGGCAUCGGGAUUCAGCCCACGAUUGGUGGAGGGAGGAGGAGGGGGAGGGGGAGGGCAGAGGGGAGGGAGAGGGGUGAAGGGAAUGAGAUGGGGAGGAGGGGGCGGCCGACGCUGCCUGCGGAUAGCCGUGAGGAUGCUGUUGUAUCGCGUCAAAGCGAAUACCUCUGUGGGUCCGAGCUGGAAGAUUGGCGGCAGCUGGGCAGACUGUCUGAGCGGCAUGCGGAUGUGCCACAGCCCCCUGACGCUGGCCAACGAUGAGAGGCUCGUGUGCACGAAGGUCUCCCCCUCCUGUCUGCUCCAUCUGUGACGCUCACGCUCUGUACAGAUACACACAGACAGAACAAGUGCAUCAGAUGCGUCCGUGCGCUCAUAUCAACAAUAUCACUCCAUUGCUGAUCACUCAGAGUGACGACCACCCCUAGCUGCUGUAUCUCGGGUAUCUCGUCCCUCCUCUCGCCCCACGUGAAUGGCGUCAGCUUUUCCACCUCCCUCAUCUCUACAUGCAUGUGCGGGAUGGUCUUGCCAGGUCCCAUCUCCAGCAGCAGACCCAGCACCUCAUCCGCACUCCCCUUGACGUGGAGGUUCUCCAGCUUAGGCAUUGCAUUCGCCAGCCAUCCACCCGCCUCACACAUGCGGUCGCCCACAUAAAGGUCCGUCGCCUCAGGGAAGGCGCCGUGGCUGAGAUGGCGCAGGAGGGCUGGCUGCUCGUAAUGACAGGUGGCGGUUCCGGCCGUGUAGAUGUAGACGCUUCUGGCGUAAGGGAACGUCAGUGCCGAGAUGACGGCCACCUCGCCCCAUUCUGGAGCAGUCAGCCGUCGGGUUUGGAGAGGACCCGGCGCAGAGCUGAUGUCCCAUUCGAUGGCGUCUGCUUGGCUGGCGAGUUGCAGCAGGUUGUGGCGACUGGGGCGAUCUCCGGGGAGGCUGAUGGACAGCCUUCGCGUGCACGAAAAUGUCA
Molecule: messenger RNA, 1686 nt
Organism: Vitrella brassicaformis
Lineage: Eukaryota; Vitrellaceae
Source: the annotation of a GenBank genome assembly